Molecule: messenger RNA, 579 nt
Organism: Fulvia fulva
Lineage: Eukaryota; Fungi; Ascomycota; Dothideomycetes; Mycosphaerellales; Mycosphaerellaceae
Exons: 2
Coding region: 1-579 (192 amino acids)
Source: RefSeq, a predicted model, not a curated record
AUGAAGUACCUCACCCUCUUCCUGGCACUCGUUGCCGUGGCCACUGCAUACAACAACACGACGGCAGAAUACAAGCUCCAGACCAGACUCAAGCUUGCAGACUACAGCAAGCAGGACUUUGAUGGCCUUUACCUCGGUGGCUACCACGUUGGUGCCGGACAGAGUGAUGUCGUUUUCAGUGACGAGCCACCACUCGGCAAUGCAUCCCUGGCAUUCACCAAUGUCACUGCGAAUGGCACCACCUACUCCAACCAGCUCUUCGAUCUCGGCAAUGACUUUCCUUGGGGUCUCGUUAUGGUGCCUAUCGAACAGUUCUACUCUGCAUGGCAGCCGGUGGAGCUGAACGCUGGUGCUACUGGGUCUCGCUACGAUGUAACUGGCUUCUUCAUCAACGAGACUGGCUUGCAGUGGACCAGUAGCCCGGAGCAGGUGGGCACUGAGAACGAUCAGUUUGGAGGUUGGCUGAUCUGUGACUGGUGGCAUGGGGCACCACAGCUGUUCUUCAGAAUCAGCUAUUACUCGGGCUAUGAGGCACCAGCAAGCUGUGCGGAUGUGUACCUCAUGCCGCAGUACAUCUGA